AUGCUGGCCGUUUCUAGUCCACUAGUCACGGUUCGCUCCACACCGUCAAAGGUGCUCGUGCCCUCAGCAUUAUUACUUCGCACCUUCAGCUCGGUGUCGCGGCAUCCAACGAGACCAAGUGUGCUUUUUGUUCCAAGGAAAUUGAAAACUGACAGUGCAUACCCAAAUUUCGUGUCUAUACGCCUGUUUGCCACAUCAUCAGGUGACGGUCCUCAUCAUGAUGAAAAAAAGAAAAGAGAGUUCCAUGAAUCUAUCGAGCGGGGACUUCGCGAGGCGAAAUCUGGAAAGAAGGCAGAUGAUGUUCCUGAUGAGCUGAAGCACUUUUUUGGAAAAAACAAUCGCUCUCCUCAUUCCGACAACGGUCCAGAGAUAUCCAAAAACGAUGCUGACAACGACGAGUCUCAAGCAAGAAACUCGCACCCAUCGGAUCAAAACAAGAAAAGCAGCAACAAAGGAGGAAACAAAAAUAAUAACAACAAUGAAAUGCGUGCUAACAUGAACAUGAUCAUUGCAACGAUUAUUUCGACGUACUUGCUUUAUCGCUUCACAUCGCCCGAGGCAUCCACACGUGAAAUUACUUGGCAAGAAUUCCGCUCCGCCUUUCUCGACAAAGGACUUGUCGAUCGUUUAGUUGUGGUGAAUCGCGCAAAAGUCAAUGUUUACUUGCACAACAGUGCGACAGAUAGCCUGUACCCACAUCAAGCUGGAUCGUCCAUGCUUGGCGCUCCGCAAUACUGGUUUAGUGUGGGGAGUGUCGAGGCUUUUGAACGUCAUCUUGAAGAAGCUCAGCGUGAGCUAGGUAUCCCGUCCAAUGAACGCAUUCCUGUUGCUUACCACGAAUCAAUAAGCAUGGCAUCUACUCUUCUUCACUUUGCUCCGACGCUGAUUCUCGCAGGCUUACUGUUUUAUCUGACGCGCCGUGCCACAGGCGGUGGCAUGGGCGGUGGCAGUGGUGGUGGACCUGGUGGCAUCUUUGGUAUUGGCAAGAGUCGUGCUAAGCUGUUCAAUCAAGAGACUGAUGUCAAAGUGAAAUUUGAAAAUGUUGCUGGAAUGGAUGAGGCGAAACAGGAAAUCAUGGAGUUUGUCAGUUUCUUGAAAAACCCAGAGCGGUACGAACGCCUGGGUGCUAAGAUCCCACGCGGUGCAAUCUUGAGCGGUCCUCCCGGCACCGGCAAGACCUUAGUUGCUAAGGCCACUGCUGGAGAGGCUGGCGUUCCAUUUCUGAGCGUUUCUGGCUCAGAAUUUGUCGAAAUGUUCGUGGGUGUUGGUCCAUCGCGUGUUCGCGAUAUGUUCGCCACAGCCAAAAAAAUGGCUCCUUGCAUCAUAUUUGUGGAUGAAAUUGAUGCUAUUGGUAAAUCUCGUGGAAAAGGUGGCAAUUUUGGUGGCAAUGACGAGCGAGAAAGUACCCUUAACGAGCUGUUGGUUCAAAUGGAUGGUUUCGGUACGAAUGAACACGUUGUUGUCCUUGCUGGUACCAAUCGACCUGACGUGCUGGAUCCAGCCCUUCUGCGUCCAGGUCGAUUCGAUCGCCACAUUGCCAUCGACCGUCCUGACAUUAGCGGUCGUCGGGCCAUAUUCCAUGUUCACUUGAAGCCGCUCAAGUUGAGUGCUAAAGUGAAUGAGGAUUUGCUGGCCGAGAAACUAAGCACUUUGACACCGGGUUUCAGCGGUGCAGAUGUUGCGAACGUUUGCAAUGAAGCGGCUUUGAUUGCAGCUCGUGCGGAAGCUCCUGCCGUUGAGGAAACGCAUUUUGAAUUGGCUAUUGAACGUGUGAUUGCUGGGCUGGAACGCAAGUCCCGUGUGCUUAGUCCCGAGGAAAAGACGACAGUUGCCUAUCACGAGGCCGGUCAUGCGGUUUGCGGUUGGUUCUUAGAAUUCGCCGACCCUUUGCUAAAAGUUUCAAUCAUUCCUCGUGGCGUUGGUGCAUUGGGCUAUGCUCAGUACCUUCCUAAAGAGCGCUAUCUGUUCAGCACUGAGCAAUUGUCAGACCGCAUGUGCAUGAUGCUGGGCGGACGCGUUUCCGAAGAGAUCUUUUUUGGUCGUAUUACCACAGGUGCCCAGGACGAUUUGUCUAAGAUCACACGCCUAGCGUUUGAAAUAUGUGCCUCGUACGGCAUGAAUACUAAGCUUGGACCCAUCUCGUAUCGAACAGACCAGGAGUCGAUGCAUAAACCAUACUCUGAGCGUACUGGAGAACUUUUGGAUGAACAAGUUCGUGCAAUGGUCCUGCAAGUUCACGAACGUACAACUAACCUUUUGACGGAUCACAAGGCAGAUGUCGAGAAGGUGGCCAAGCUGCUGCUCGAACGAGAAGUCAUUACUCGUGAAGAUAUGACAAAUCUGCUUGGGAAACGGCCGUUCAAGCAAGCAGAUGAAGCAGACGAAUAUCUUGAUAAAAAGGGGCGUCUUUCAGGUCACGGUGAAGCAAGUGCACCGCCACCACCUCAUGAUGAAGUGAACCCUGACCCUAACGUUACGACGUCCGAAUCGAGGAUUCCCCCGCCAUAA
Messenger RNA from Malassezia globosa CBS 7966, 2508 nucleotides. RefSeq lists its product as uncharacterized. Gene Ontology annotation, cellular component: membrane; m-AAA complex. The transcript has a single exon. Bases 1 to 2508 code for a protein of 835 amino acids. Gene Ontology annotation, molecular function: ATP-dependent peptidase activity; ATP binding; zinc ion binding. NCBI's taxonomy places the organism in Eukaryota, Fungi, Basidiomycota, Malasseziomycetes, Malasseziales, Malasseziaceae. The record is from RefSeq and is a predicted model, not a curated record. Gene Ontology annotation, biological process: mitochondrial protein processing.